Electrophorus electricus (electric eel) is the source of this 1733-nucleotide messenger RNA. RefSeq names its product upstream transcription factor 1 (gene usf1). Lineage: Eukaryota; Metazoa; Chordata; Actinopteri; Gymnotiformes; Gymnotidae. The record is from RefSeq and is a predicted model, not a curated record. Gene Ontology annotation, biological process: regulation of transcription by RNA polymerase II. Gene Ontology annotation, molecular function: protein dimerization activity; RNA polymerase II cis-regulatory region sequence-specific DNA binding; DNA-binding transcription factor activity, RNA polymerase II-specific.
GUCGAUGAAUAAUGACGUAAAAUCAGUCGUACCGGUUCUCACGCAAGUAAACAAGACAAUACACGAACAUUAAACGAUACGGGGACUGCGUCUUAUUUUCCUUUUCUGCUUAGUCGAAGACUGGAUUGAGCGGAACGAGGGAUUUCUUCACGCUGAUCGUGGAUAUGAAAGGGCAACAGAAAAGUUCAGACCCUGAUUGCAAUGUUCCUGUAAUUGAGGAAGGGGCAGUUGCUACUGCUGAGGACCCAUCAGCAAUUGCCACUAUCCAGUCAGCUGCGACCUUCUCUUCAGAACAGCCAAUUAAAUACCUCUUCAAGACAGAGGGUGCUGGGGGGCAGGUAGGGGAACUGUACCCUCCCACCGGACAGGUGACAUACCGGGUAAUUCAGGUUUCAGAUGGGCAACUGGACACACAGACAGAUGGUACCACAGCUGUCAGUGUAGUGGCUGGGUUUCCUGCUACAACACAGCCUGUUACCCAGGCUGUAUUCUCUCAGUCUGAGGGUCUAGAAGGAGAUGGCACAGAAACUCAUUACACUUAUUACCCUGCCACUAUUUCGGAUGCUGGAGCAGGCACUAUGGUCACAGGUGUGCAGACCUCUGAUACAAUCCUCAGCCAGAGCACACCUGCAGGGCAGUUAUAUGUGAUGAUGUCCCCCCAGGAAGUUCUGACGGGAGCAAACCAGAGGUCUAUUGCACCUCGCACACAAACUUACAACACCAAGUCCGAGGCACCGAGGACCUCUAGGGAUGAGAAACGGAGAGCACAGCACAAUGAAGUUGAACGAAGGCGCAGGGAUAAAAUUAACAAUUGGAUUGUUCAGCUUUCAAAGACCAUUCCAGACUGUACUUUGGACUCCACCAAGACAGGGCAGAGUAAAGGAGGGAUCCUCUCGAAGGCUUGUGAUUACAUUCAGGAGCUCCGACAAAGUAAUAACCGAUUGGCAGAGGAGCUCAACACAUUGGAGAGGUUGAGGAUGGACAACCAGCUUUUACGACAAGAAGAUCACCGCUGGCUGGAUGUUAAUUGGAAGAUGGACCACAUCAGCAAAGCACACUGCUACGGUGGAAGACUGGAAAUCCAAGAAUCAGAUUUUAAGGAGUCAACUUAGGCAGCACGGUAUCGUUGCAGCUGCGUCUGGGGAACCCCAGUGAAGAGUGGGGGAGAUGUCACUGGCUUUGUUCCGCUGUAGGCGGUCCAUGAAUUUUAGGACCAUGGCACGGAAAUUCAGAAUCCAAAUCAGAAGUGUUUUUUUUGGCAUAAGACCUUAAUCAACAUCCAGCUGGUUUUGAGGCUGCAGUGGCAAUCAUGGACAAUGCUUAAUGCAGGACUUAUAGGUCAUACUAAUGAGGUUCCUUUUAAUGCAGGACGUGUAGUUUAUACUAAUGAGACUCCUCUUACUGGACCUUGCAUUAUUAUGUAUAUAUUUGUUUUGUACACACAUUUUUCACAAUAUCUAAUUAUGCAUUUGCUUUUAUAUGUUGGUAAAAUCUGCAAAAAUUGAGCAUGAAAGACUUCAUUUGUUUUAUACAUGUCUAACCUUUGUGAGGACAGUCAUCAUUUUUGCAUGUCAUUUUUAUUGUGGCUGCUAAGGGUUUAUGACGACUACUUUUUUCUGGUCAUGUGCAGAAACAUUCUGCAUUAUGCAUAAUGCCAUUCAGUAUGUAUAUGCAUCUGAAAUAAAUAUAUUUCUUUUGUCUGUAACAGUCAACCAUUAAAUAUUUGUCUCUGA